Molecule: messenger RNA, 1856 nt
Organism: Tachyglossus aculeatus (Australian echidna)
Lineage: Eukaryota; Metazoa; Chordata; Mammalia; Monotremata; Tachyglossidae
Product: keratin, type II cytoskeletal 4-like
Exons: 10
Coding region: 40-1620 (526 amino acids)
Biological process (GO): keratinization; intermediate filament organization
Cellular component (GO): keratin filament
Molecular function (GO): structural constituent of skin epidermis
Source: RefSeq, a predicted model, not a curated record
GUACUAAGCACUUGGGAAGUACAACCUCUCUCGCCCAUCAUGACCAGCCGACAGCAGAGCGUGCGCUCGGCCAGCCGGGGCUUCAGCUGCGGGUCAGCCGCGGUGGCCUGCGGCCGGCGGUCUGGCUUCAGCGCCGCCUCGGCCGGGGGCCGGGGCUCAGGGGCCAGGGCUUUUGGCAGCCGGAGCCUCUUCAACCUUGGUGGGAAUAAGAGCAUCUCCAUCAGCGUGGCCGGGGCCCGGCAGAAUGCUGGCUACUUCGGGGCCGGGGGCUUCGGGGCCGGGGGCUUCGGCAGUGGCAGUGGCGGCUUCGGGUUCGGAGGCUUCGGGGCCGGGGGCUUCGGAGGCCAGAUUGGUGGGAGGGGGAGCGGCGGCUUCCCCGUGUGCCCGGCCGGGGGCAUCCAGGCCGUGACCAUCAACCAGAGCCUGUUGGCGCCGCUGAACCUGGAGAUCGACCCCGAGAUCCAGAAGGUGCGGACCGAGGAGCGUGAGCAGAUCAAGACCCUCAACAACAAGUUCGCCUCCUUCAUCGACAAGGUGCGGUUCCUGGAGCAGCAGAACAAAGUGCUGGAGACCAAGUGGAGCCUGCUGCAGCAGCAAGGGACCACCACAACCAGCAAAAACCUGGAGCCGUUCUUCGAAGCUUACAUCAGCACUCUGCGGAAACAGCUGGAUUGUCUGGUCAAUGACAAGGGGCGCUUACAGGCCGAACUGAAGACCAUGCAGGAUGCCGUCGAGGAUUUCAAGAGCAAGUAUGAGGAGGAGAUCAACAAGCGCACGACUGCAGAGAAUGACUUCGUGGUGCUCAAGAAGGAUGUGGAUGCUGCUUACAUGAACAAGGUGGAGCUGGAAUCCAAGGUGGACGGCCUCAAUGAAGAGAUCAGCUUCCUGAGAGCCCUCUAUGAGGCGGAGCUGGCUCAGACCCAGACCACGGUCGCUGACACGUCAGUAGUCGUGUCCAUGGACAACAAUCGCUGCUUGGACCUGGACAGCAUCAUUGCCGAGGUCAAGGCCCAGUAUGAGGAGAUCGCCCAACGCAGCAAGGCCGAGGCUGAGGCCCUCUACCAGACCAAGUUUCAGGAGCUCCAGUUCAGCGCCGGCAAACAUGGCGAUGAUCUGAAGAGCACCAAGAUGGAGAUCUCCGAGCUCAACCGCCUGAUCCAGAGGCUGAGGGCCGAGAUCGAGAAUGUGAAGAAGCAGUGCGAGACCCUGCAGACAUCCGUGGCCGACGCGGAGCAGCGGGGCGAGGCGGCUCUGAAGGACGCCCGGACCAAACUGACCGAGCUGGAGGGCGCCCUGCAGAAGGCCAAGGAGGAGCUGGCCCGGCUGCUGCGUGACUACCAGGAGCUGAUGAACGUCAAGCUGGCGCUGGACAUUGAGAUCGCCACUUACCGGAAGCUGUUGGAGGGCGAGGAGUGCAGGAUGUCUGGAGAGUGUCAGAGCUCGGUCAGCAUAUCGGUGGUCAACGGCAGCUCCAGCUCCAGUGGCGGCUUCGGAGGCGGCUUGGGCGGCUUCGGAGGCCUUUGCAGUGGUGGGAACUUCAGCGGCGGGAGCGGGUUCGGAGGGGGCUGCUCCUCCAAGGUGGUCACCUCCUCCAAAAGCUGGAGGACCUCCAGCCGAUAGGCCCCCAGACCCUUUCCCUCCACCACCUCCCCUUCCCUCCUGCCUCUGGUCCACCCUUCCCAGAGGGACGGGAAGGAUGCCCAGUCUCCCCCCAGCCCCUACUCCUGGGCUCGGAGGGCAGAGACUUUCCUGGUUCCCCCAUCCAUGAUGCCCCCACAUCCCUCGCUUGGGUGGGAAGAAAAUGUUCUCUGUCCCUCUGUGGCCCCUCCCUUCCCCCUCAUCCCGGUUCGUGGGUC